Molecule: messenger RNA, 1397 nt
Organism: Desarmillaria tabescens
Lineage: Eukaryota; Fungi; Basidiomycota; Agaricomycetes; Agaricales; Physalacriaceae
Product: aminotransferase
Exons: 5
Coding region: 93-1277 (394 amino acids)
Biological process (GO): L-leucine biosynthetic process; L-valine biosynthetic process
Cellular component (GO): mitochondrion
Molecular function (GO): branched-chain-amino-acid:2-oxoglutarate transaminase activity
Source: RefSeq, a predicted model, not a curated record
AAGAAAGUUUUCCCUGGCGAUCGAAGCAAAUUCAUUCUGUCACCCACCAUAAUCUCCCACUUCCGCCCGACUCGUUUUGCACUCGAAGCGAAAUGUCUCUCUGGAAAUCUGUCGGUAAUUGCAUCCUAGAGGGUGUUUCGAGUGUUCCGGAUCUCGAUGCAUCAAAGCUCACUAUUACACUUGCUGACUCCCUGAAACCUGUGCCAGAUAAUGAAUCAUUGGUUUUUGGAGCUGUCACCACCGACCAUAUGCUGGUUGUCAGUUUCGAACCUUCAACGGGAUGGUCCGUACCUGAAAUAAAACCGUAUGCGCCUCUCAGUUUGGAUCCGAUGAGCUCUUGCUUCCAGUACUGUACAAACCUCUUUGAGGGAAUGAAGGCUUACAUGGGGCCAGACGGGAAGCCUCGUUUGUUUAGGCCAGACAAAAAUAUGGCACGUCUCGCGAGGUCUGCCGAGCGUGUUGCUUUACCCCCAUUCAACACAGACGCUCUCCUGACAUUGAUCAAACGCCUAGUCAUGGUUGAAAAGCGUUGGAUACCCACUGCGGAAGGACACAGCUUGUAUAUCCGUCCUACUAUCAUUGGAACGCGUGCUGCUUUGGGUGUUGCCGCUUCCGAUCAAGCGCUUCUCUACGUGAUCCUGUCCCCUACGGGUCCCUACUUCCGUACGGGCCCCAAACCACUUUCCCUUCUUGUUGUGAACGAGAACGUGCGCGCUUGGCCUGGAGGAACAGGUGGCCACAAGCUCGGAUUGAACUACGCGCCUGGGUUCCUUCCUCAGCGUAUUGCCGCGAAGAAAGGUUACGAUCAGAUCCUAUGGCUCCUUGGAGACGCAGUCACUGAGGCAGGCGCUAUGAACUUCUUUGUUGUCAUCAAGCGGGACGACGAAGAUGGCGUGGACGUCGCCACUCCAGAGUUGGACGGUACAAUUCUUCCUGGAGUAACCCGUAUGUCCGUUUUGGAGCUCAUGCAGGCACAUAAUGACGGCCGGACGAAUUUGAACGGAUUGCCUAAGCUCCAUACACAGGAGAGAAAGGUAACUAUGUCUGAGUUGAAGAAGUUGAGUGAAGAAGGCAAGCUACUGGAGGCGUUUGGAGUGGGGACGGCGGUCAUUGUGGCACCUGUUGGGAAGAUUGGCUAUGAAGAUGGUGAUUUGACGUUGCCAGCCCACGAAAAAGGGUUAGGACCAGUAGGAGGCGCACUCUGGCGCAGACUGGUAGAUAUUCAGGAGGGCCGAGUGCAGUGGGAGAACUGGGGAGUUCUUUGCGAAGAUGCUUAGAGUCGUAUCGACAACUAUAUCUAUAAAAAAUCUUAUUUGUUCAUCUGUAAUGUUUAGCGCCCUAGCCAAUGGUUCAGGAAUGGAUUCUUCGAUGUCUCAAAACGAGAUCUACAUGCGGAG